CGAGCUUUCGUUUUGGCUUCUUCCCCAUCCCAUCCCUCAUCGGCAUCCCAUCCCUCAUUGCUUCCCGUUCUGUCAGUCGCUCGUCGGCAUCCAAACAAAGACAUGUGCUCGUCGCUGCUCACCUUAGUGCUGCUCGGCCUGACCCUGGCCAAUGCGGGGGUCGAGGUCAAUGCCGGUCCCCCGCUGAAGGUGUUGGGUCUGUUUCCCCAUCCCGGUGUCAGCCACUUCCACUUCUUUCAUCCCAUCAUGAAGGGUCUGGCCGAGGCGGGUCAUGAUGUCAGUGUGGUCUCCCAUUUUCCGGACAAACAUCCGGUUGUGCGCUACAAGGAUUACCCACUAACAGGCAUUGAAAAGCUCACAAAUAGCGUGGAUCUAAAGAUCUUUGAGAAACGCACCUUCUACGGUCACUUCCAAGAGUUCUUUCUGCUUUACGAUUGGGGCAGGCAGUCCUGCAACUUCACUCUCCGCUCGGACGCACUGCAGCAGAUACUCAAGCGCAGGCAGGGCUACUUCGAUGUGAUCAUCAUGGAGCAGUUCAACACGGACUGCAUGAUGGGAGUGGCCCAUCAGCUGCAGGCGCCAGUGAUUGCACUGAGCAGCUGCGUCAUGAUGCCCUGGCACUAUGAGCGGAUGGGUGCACCGAUAAUACCCUCCCACAUACCCAACCUGUUCAUGGCCCAGUCGCAGGACAUGAACUUUGGGGGACGCCUGGCCAACUGGUUCAGUUUCCAUGCCCUCAACUGGAUGUACAAAUUACUCUCCGUACCCGCUGCCGAUAAGCUGGUGCAAUACAAGUUCGGCCACGAGCUGCCCUCCGUGGGUGAACUGGCGAAGAAUACCUCGUUAUUCUUCGUGAAUCAGCACUACUCCCUGAGUGGGCCCAAGCCACUGCCACCCAACGUGAUCGAGUUGGGCGGCAUACACAUACAAAAGUCGCAGCCAUUGCCCGCGGAUCUGCAGCGACUGCUGGACAACGCUGAGCACGGGGUGAUCCUCAUCAGCUGGGGCUCCAUGAUACGCGCCAAUUCCCUGUCCGCUGCCAAGCGGGAUGGUAUCGUACGGGCAGCCGCACGCCUCAAGCAGCUGAUCAUCUGGAAGUGGGAGAACGAGACGCUGCCGAAUAAGCCCGCCAAUAUGCACAUCAUGAAGUGGCUGCCACAGCGCGAUAUCCUGUGCCACCCCAAUGUCAAGGUCUUCAUGUCCCACGGCGGUCUCAUGGGCACCUCGGAGGCGACCUACUGCGGCGUACCCGUGGUGGCCACACCCAUGUAUGGCGAUCAGUUUCUGAACAGCGCCGCCUUGGUUCAGCGGGGAAUGGCCACGGUCCUGAACUACGAGGAUAUCGGGGAGAACAGCGUAUUGCGCGCCCUGAAAAAGGCAUUGGACAAAAAAUACUACGAUGCCGCCAAGGCCGUCUCCCACUCGUACAACCAUCGCCCGCAGCAGGCUCUGCAGACGGCCAUCUGGUGGGUUGAGCAUGUGGCCCAUACCAACGGUGCUCCCCUGCUCCAGCCCAGCGCCGUGCAUAUGUCCCGAUUCGUCUACUACUCCCUCGACUGCUAUGCGGUCCUGGCUCUUAUUCUGGCCAUUAUCAUCGGCAGUUGGCUGGCGCUCGUCCGACGCUGCUGCGGCUCUAAGCCCGCGGCGAAGCCAAAGCGGGAAUAGUGGGAGGAAAAUCUGUCAUCCGUCAUCGUCUGUUGUGUAUGUGAUAUUUUAUAUGUUCUUGUGUAAGAGAAUUUUUAGUGUACAGACGCUUCCUGAUCAAGGAUUACAAUUGUAGUUGUAACAUAAUCGUAGAUCGGACUAAAACCAAAUUAAAUGUUUAAUAAAAUCGGAAAUAUA
This is a messenger RNA of Drosophila obscura, 1842 nucleotides long. RefSeq names its product UDP-glycosyltransferase UGT5 (gene Ugt36D1). Gene Ontology annotation, molecular function: UDP-glycosyltransferase activity. The record is from RefSeq and is a predicted model, not a curated record. Lineage: Eukaryota; Metazoa; Arthropoda; Insecta; Diptera; Drosophilidae. The coding region runs from base 103 to 1665 and encodes 520 amino acids. The transcript is spliced from 5 exons.